CACUGAGAUAUAAAGAGCAGCACAGCAUGUUGUUUUUAGAUGUUACUGAUACACACAGAAACAACAAUAAGAGCUGCUAUAUACACAAGCAUGGAGCGACUGAUCUAUUCAGAGAAUCCUGACAUGAGAAGGAAGACUUGGAGGUCAAAGACGCUCUUCAGGAGCUUUCCGCAAAAAGAAAUGUCCAGGAACACAACGCGGAAAAAUGCAUACAGGCCGUCUGCUGAAGAAGUUAGUCAAUGGGCACAGUCUAUGGAUAAUUUACUGAACAGUAAAUAUGGAUUAACUGCAUUUCGACUCUUCAUGAAGUCUGAAUACUGUGAGGAAAAUAUCGAGUUUUGGAUGGCCUGCGAAAAGUUUCGAAAGAUCAACUCCAGAUCAAAACUCAGAUCCAAGGCAAAAAGAAUAUAUGAAGAAUUCAUCCGGGAAGGUUCUCCGAAAGAGGUCAACUUGGACUACCACAUAAAGGAAACAGUCGACCAGUGCCUUAUUCUCCCAACACAGACCAGCUUCAUAGCCGCUCAGAACAAAGCAUAUCACCUGAUGGAGCACAACUCGUACCCUCGCUUCCUGGAGUCUGAACUCUACUGUCGGCUUUGUGAAUUAGCAAAGAGAGAGUAAUAUUAUCGUAAUAUUUGAAAAUUACAAAAAAAUGGUUUACAUUAGAAAUGCUGGGCAUUGAAAUGUCAGGACAGAUGGUAAAACAGGAGUUGUUGCACUAAAAAUUUCAACGUAUUUAUAUUUUGCAUAUUUUGCACAAUAUAUGUAAAUAGUUAUUAAAAUGUAAUUCCUAGUGAUCACAUGAUCAACUGUAUUUGUUUUGGUUUUUUUUUAAAGUAACCGUUUGUUCAAGAUUUAUUGCUUUUGGUCUGUUUUUAUAUUGUCAUCUUGUUGACUGGCUCAACAAGUAGGCCUACAUGAUGUUUGACAUCUUUUUUACAAAUAAAUUAUAAAAUAAUUU
Messenger RNA from Misgurnus anguillicaudatus (oriental weatherfish), 961 nucleotides. It is a transcript of the gene rgs2, whose product is annotated as regulator of G protein signaling 2. NCBI's taxonomy places the organism in Eukaryota, Metazoa, Chordata, Actinopteri, Cypriniformes, Cobitidae. The record is from RefSeq and is a predicted model, not a curated record.